This is a messenger RNA of Naegleria lovaniensis, 1116 nucleotides long. RefSeq lists its product as uncharacterized. Lineage: Eukaryota; Heterolobosea; Eutetramitea; Acrasida; Naegleriidae. The record is from RefSeq and is a predicted model, not a curated record. The transcript has a single exon. Bases 1 to 1116 code for a protein of 371 amino acids.
AUGAUCCGAGGAAUUUUAGGUUUGAAGAAGAGAUCAAAAAGUAACACUUCAGAACAAAAUGCUGCGUUACAGGGGAGAGCAAGUUUGGAUCUACCAACAUCCUCACCCGAUAUUAGACUAAGUCAUGAUGAAGGAUCAAGACCUUCAUUGGACCCUCUAGCCCUAAACGCUUCUUCUCCUAAGAAAAAAUCAUUUUUAGGUUUUAGAAGAUCAAUAGACAAGACAUCAGAGAACUCUGCAUCAAGCAAUUCGGAUGAUUCCAAAAAACCAUCGGAAAAUACACCCAAGAAAAAGAAGGACAAAAAAGUCCAAAUUCAACAACCAAAGGAAGAUAGCGAUGAUAGCGAUAAUGAAUUGAAUAAUUUGAUCGAAUCACAACUUCCUAGUGCAAGUACUUGCCCUGUUUAUUACUCAUCAUAUUCUGUAGAAACAACAGAGCAUACAUCAAUGAAAGCAAUCAAACCCUUCAAAUACAUUUCAAUUGGAGAGAUUAAAUUACUAAAUAUCAAAGAAGGCUCAAGCGCUCCAUCAACUACAUCGGAGCUUUUUAUUGUGGCUGAAAUGGUUCACGACUUUACAUUAACAGAAUUUUCAUACAAAUUACCGUUAAUGGCCAAACAUGAAUUUUUGGAAUGGAAAGAUUUCAAUUUAGAGUUUAUUUACAACAUGACAACCAAGAAAUCAUUGAUGAGAUCGAGCUAUUCAAUUCGAGACUUGUCAGAAUUGGAAAAUACACCAGCAAACCGAACUGACCAUUUUGACAACUUGAUUAUUCCAAGCAAGCAAAUGAUAGAUGACUUGACCAAAAAUUAUAUCAGUAUCAAAGUUUUUGAAAAAGAACAGAGCUCUAGGGAUCAUACACUUGUUGGAUUUUGCUGUAUUGACUUGUUCACCAUUGCCCUUCAUCCAUUAAUUGAUUUUAUUGGAGUUUCGCUUACUAAGGAUGAGAAAACUCUACAACCUAGUGAUUACAUCAUCUCCUUCUCCAUUUCUACCUCUCUUCAUCCACCGACUAAGUCUUCUAACAGUUAUUGGUAUAAUCAUGAGGACAGUCUUAUCAUUCAAGGGCAAUAUAUUUCACCGUUUCCAUUUGAGGUCGUACCUAAUAAUUUAUAA